AAAGGGAAAAGAGGCAUGGUGUUGAGGUGUCACCCCUGUCUUGGAGCGGGCGCGGCGAAUGGUCGGUCCCAGGGCCCUGGCUUCCGCCGGAGCCGGAGGCUGGGCUCGCUGCUGUCCUUGGUCGUGGGGUCGUUUCUGGGACCGGGACCGCAGAUGCAACUUAAAAGAUAUUUCAAAGGCAGUUAUAUUUCCGACAACUUUUUUUUUUUCAUAGCAUUUAGGAUGAAUUUAAUUCAGCUUGUGCGUGACCACUGGGUACAUGUGCUUGUCCCUAUGGGCUUUGCUGUUGGAUGGUACCUAGACAGAAGGAAUGAAGAAAAGCUAACUGCCUUCCGGAACAAGAGUUUGUUAUUUAAAAGGGAGCUGAGACCGAAUGAAGAAGUCACCUGGAAGUAAAGGCUGGGCCUGAAUUACAGAAUGCUCACAUUUUUUAAAUUAUGAGAAAAAUAAAAACAUUUAAUUUAAACAA
Messenger RNA from Phyllostomus hastatus (greater spear-nosed bat), 469 nucleotides. It is a transcript of the gene NDUFB1, whose product is annotated as NADH:ubiquinone oxidoreductase subunit B1. NCBI's taxonomy places the organism in Eukaryota, Metazoa, Chordata, Mammalia, Chiroptera, Phyllostomidae. The transcript is spliced from 3 exons. The coding region runs from base 16 to 396 and encodes 126 amino acids. Gene Ontology annotation, cellular component: mitochondrion. The record is from RefSeq and is a predicted model, not a curated record.